This is a messenger RNA of Penicillium taxi, 1278 nucleotides long. RefSeq names its product GTPase-activating protein GCS1. Lineage: Eukaryota; Fungi; Ascomycota; Eurotiomycetes; Eurotiales; Aspergillaceae. Gene Ontology annotation, biological process: regulation of ARF protein signal transduction; regulation of endocytosis. The transcript has 3 exons. Gene Ontology annotation, cellular component: Golgi membrane. The record is from RefSeq and is a predicted model, not a curated record. Bases 1 to 1278 code for a protein of 425 amino acids. Gene Ontology annotation, molecular function: GTPase activator activity.
AUGGCUCCAAAUUGGGAGGUUGAUCCAGAGACAAAGACAAAGCUCCUUCAGAUCUCCAAAACAAACGGAAAUGACAAGUGCUGCGAUUGCGGGGCCCCAUCGCCUCAAUGGGCCUCCCCAAAAUUCGGAACUUUUAUAUGUCUCAACUGCGCGGGAACACACCGCGGGCUCGGUGUGCACAUCUCCUUCGUCCGCUCCAUCACCAUGGACGCCUUCAAACACGCCGAGAUCCAGCGCAUGGAAUCCGGAGGCAACGAGCCUUGGAAGUCAUUCUACGAUGCCCAUCCAGUGACAAUAUCCGAGGGCCGAACAUUCGAGGACUCGACCAUCAAGGAACGAUACGAAGGUGAUGCGGGCGAUGAGUGGAAGGAGCGGCUGUCCUGCAAGAUCGAAGGCCGCGAAUACGUGCCCGGCCAGGAGAAGAAGAAUAACAACAACAACAAUCCUUCUCGGUCUAAUACGCCUUUGAGCCUGGGAAGCAAUGGAGUCGGUGCUGUUAAAGGCGUUGCCCGCACUGCCUCUCCCGCGACGACGAAGAAGGAACAAAACGAGCAAUACUUUGCGAAAAUGGGAAAUGAGAAUGCUGCUCGAUCUGAUGCACUGCCUCCAUCGCAGGGUGGAAAGUUCACUGGUUUCGGCGGUGGUAUGCCUCAAAGCCCUACUGGCGAGCGUCGUGCGUCGCCAUUUGGAGGACUUGGUGGAAUUGGCGGACUCGAUGACUUCCAGAAAGACCCUAUGGGCUCCUUGACUAAGGGCUUGGGAUGGUUUGCGUCAACAGUUGGAAAGAGCGCAAAGACAGUGAACGAGUCAUAUCUACAGCCUACAGCAAAACAGGUACGUGACUAUAUAACCUCCCUUUUUUUGGGCAACUUUACUUAUAAUGUUGAACAGAUUGCCGAGUCUGACUUCGCUGCCCAGGCCCGUGUCCGAGCUGCAAACUUGGGACAAAACCUGCAGGCUGGUGCCCGUGGGGCUGCAGAUCAAUUUAACCGUUUCGUCGAAGGCCAAGAAGGUGACAGCCGCUCCGGUAUCAAGUACUCUCGUGUUGAGCCUGAGCGAAGAGAAUUCUGGGAUGACUUUUCAGACUUGGGCGUGCAGGAUAAAAGCGACCACCAGCGCGCUGGGUCGCGGUCCGAUGUUGUCGGAACUGCUGCUAUGCGAAAGAAUCCUGCUCCAUCACUAUCUGGCUCUUCUACUGCUGCUGGAGAGUCAGGUGUGGAACAUGAUGCAUCGAAAUCUAAGUCCAAGGCGAAGGAAGAGUGGGAUGAUAAUUGGUAG